Messenger RNA from Equus quagga, 1439 nucleotides. RefSeq names its product leukocyte associated immunoglobulin like receptor 1 (gene LAIR1). The transcript is spliced from 10 exons. Bases 134 to 934 code for a protein of 266 amino acids. NCBI's taxonomy places the organism in Eukaryota, Metazoa, Chordata, Mammalia, Perissodactyla, Equidae. The record is from RefSeq and is a predicted model, not a curated record.
UUUUCAAUUUUGCUUGGCUCCUGCCUCAAGUGCAGCAGGAGCAUUUCUGCAUGAGGGCCAGACGAUAAGAUGCAAGUGGUUUCUGUCCUUCCUCUGAUUGGCUCCAGGACGGCGCAGGCUCGGGGCCGGGGCCAUGUCUCCCCAUCACACCACCCUCCUGGGCCUCGCGCUCUGUCUGAGCUGGGUGAUCCACGCGCAGGAGGGGGCCCUGCCCAGACCCUCCAUCUCUGCUGAGCCAGGCUCUGUGAUCCCCUGCGGGCAGCCUGUGACCAUCGUGUGCCGGGGCCCUGCUGAGGCUGAGACAUUCCGCCUGGCAUGGGAGGAUGGCUCUAACUACACCGAUCAGAAGAUCCUGCCCCAACAUCCUCCACAUGAGACAGAGGCCAGAUUCCCCAUCACCAGAGUGAGUGACAACACUGCCAGGCAUUAUUUCUGCCGCUAUCAUAACAGUUUCAGCUGGUCUGAGCGCAGUGAGUUCCUGGAGCUGGUGGUGACAGGAGCCCCUGGAGACAUCAGCUCCCCAACCACCCAGCCCUCAGCUGGCCUGUCGACACAGUAUGUUUAUAUCCUCCUUGUGGUCGCUGGGGCCUUUCUCAUUUGUUUAUUCCUCCUGGUCCUCUUCUUCCUCUUUCGUCGGCAUCGGAAAAAACUUGGGCUCCCCAGCAGCAGAGCCAAGGAGCAGAAGCCCCAGGAGAGGCUCAGCCCGGCUGUUGACAUCCUAGGGAGGACACCAGAUCUGGCCGUCGUCGACAGUCCUCCUGAGAAGGACAGGGAAAUGCACACCUCGACCUCUGCUGCAGGAGGCCCCCAGGAGGUGACAUAUGCCCAGCUGGACCACAGGACCUUCACACAGAGGCCAGCCCAUGCCGUGUCCCCACAGACCACAGAGCCCACAGCCGAGACCAGCACAUAUGCAGCCCUUGCCAGACGCUGACCACAGGCCCACCUAGCCUCUGCACCUAAAGACACAGGACGUCACUCUUGUAAAAGCCUGACGUGGCCAUUUGGAGAGCUUCCCUAUGGAAUCAUCUCUUUCUGGAAAGUCAUCCAGUCUCUUCACCUGGAGGCAAGAGCUGGAGUUGGGGGAUUCCUAACCAACAUGUGGGAGAGUAGUUAACCGUGUGGUACCUCCUUCAAUCAACUAGCUCAUUGGAGAGCACACACAACACUUGCUUUUGGAGACCCAGCUACAGUCCCUUGGCUGUUUCCAGAGACCCAGCUACAGUCCUACAGUCACCCAGCUGCUUCCAGACAUGCCAUGAAUUUCCAACUGCCCCCAGAGACUCUGUUUUAAUUGUCUGCCCAGCUGACUUUGAAGACUUCAUAGAGUUCAGUUACUGACCUUGAACCUGGGCUCUACUUAGGCAGCUGAUAGCUGAGACCCCGUUUUCUGGAUCAUGCUUCAUUUUGUUCAUCAAUAAAUGUUUUCACAGGCCUGA